AUGACUAUCACACAGAUUCAACCCGACGGGUCUUCUGAGAAGGCCGAUCCACCCUCCUCCACUGCCAAUGACUUGAUAAAUGAGAUAACCGUGUCGUCGCUUGCUUCGGUCUCACAACAAAGCGUACCCAAACAUACUAUAUCUCACGAUGAAGCAACACUGGUACAAGAGAGUGUAGAAAGUGUAGAGACCGACGAACCUCGCGUUGUCCUUACAGAACGUGACUGUCCGGAGGUCCUCGCAACCUCAUGGCCUAGGUAUCAGAAAUGGAUAAUCCUGCUCUGUACCUUUCUGGUCCAAAUUUCUAUGAACUUGAAUGCCUCCCUCUACGCAAACGCGCAGAGUGGUAUUCAGAAGGAAUUCGGCGUAAGCCAGAUGGCUGCUGUCAGUGGUUCUGCACUGUUUCUGGUCAUGUACGCGUUUGGAUGCGAGCUUUGGGCGCCUUGGUCGGAAGAGCUUGGAAGGAAACCCAUUCUUCAAGUUUCGCUUCUUUGUGUCAAUCUUAUGUGCCUUCCUGUCGCCUACGCUCACCGCAAUGGAAGAUUUCAUGCUAUUCUUGUCGGGCGUGCCUUCGGUGGCCUUUUUUCCGCCGGCGGUAGCGUAACUCUUGGCGUUGUUGCCGAUAUGUAUACUUUACGUCGUCAGGAAUACCCUCUUGCAUUUAUCGUGCUUUCCUCCGUGGGCGGUUCCAUCAUCGGCCCCAUAAUUGGCGGGUUCAUUGAAACACGUAUGUAUUGGACGUGGUGUAUCUGGGUUCAACUCAUUGUUGGAGUGUUUGUUCAGGUGUUGCACUUUGUUCUUGUCCCAGAGACUCGAUCUAGCAUUCGCAUUGGCUUUUAUGCAAAGGGAAUACGCAAAGAGAGUAAGAAACGAACUGGCAAGAAGCUUAACAUCUAUGGCCCUAGCGAAGGGAUGACUUGGAGGGAUUUUCUGCUUCCAAGGGGUCUUUGGGAUCUGUGGACACGCCCUUUCCAUAUGUUCAUCACCGAAAGAAUAGUACUGGUACUAUCCACACUCUCCGGGUUUAGCGAUGCCUUGAUAUUUAUGCAAAUCCAGUCUCUUGGUCUCGUCUUCCGAAUUUGGAAUUUUAACACCAUCCAAGUUGGACUUGCUUUUAUCCCCAUCGGUGUCGGUUACUUGAUCGGCUACUUACUCUUUAUCCCUGUCAUCAGUCGUAAUCGAGCGCUCAGGGCAAAUAAUCCUCAAAGUGAGCAUGCCCAAUACGAAUCAAGGCUGUGGUGGCUAUUGUAUACUGCGCCAUUACUUCCUAUCGGACUCUUGAUCUUCGCUUGGACAAGCGACCCCAGAGCGCACUGGAUUGGCCCGAUGAUUGCCUGCGUACUCAUCGGUAUCGCCAAUUACACGAUUUACAUGACCAGCAUCGACUACAUGGUGGCCGCCUACGGCCCCUUCUCGGCAUCUGCUACCGGCGGCAACGGUUUCGCUCGUGAUUUCCUGGCCGGUAUCUUGACCUGGGGUGCUGCGCCUUACUAUAAUGCGUUUUCGGGUGCUUACAGUCUUCAAUUGGCGAAUACCGUUCUUGCUUGCGUCAGCUUGAUUCUCGUGGCGGCGACCUUUUUCGUCUACUAUAAAGGGCCCUCCAUGCGCAAGAAGUCGCCCUUCGCCCAGUCUCUCGCCCAGGGCAUAACCGACGCCGAUGCGGAGCCUGCUACAAGUAUCUAA
This is a messenger RNA of Annulohypoxylon truncatum, 1683 nucleotides long. RefSeq names its product major facilitator superfamily domain-containing protein. The record is from RefSeq and is a predicted model, not a curated record. Gene Ontology annotation, biological process: transmembrane transport. Bases 1 to 1683 code for a protein of 560 amino acids. Gene Ontology annotation, molecular function: transmembrane transporter activity. NCBI's taxonomy places the organism in Eukaryota, Fungi, Ascomycota, Sordariomycetes, Xylariales, Hypoxylaceae. The transcript has 4 exons.